UCAAGUCUUUACAGAGCUAAACAUGUGUACAAGGAAAGGCUGUAGUAAAUCGAACUACUGUAAGUUAGGGUAGCAUUCGGAAGCCCACGUUGUGGUACAAUCUGAAAACAUUUGAGAGUAUGUUUCGGGACGAGUCAGUGCAAAGUAACAUAGAAGCCUGUCAUCGCGAGAUCGUUUAUUUAAACGCAAAGGAAGAAUUAUCUGAAGAUGUGACUAAUACCCUGACACUUGUAAUCGAAAAGCUUAAAUCAUGCACAAGCAACGGCGCGAAGCGGAGCAAAGAGCGCAGUCUCGAGGAGGCUUCGCAGCUGCUGAGAAGGGUCCAGGCGAAGCGGCUACGGGCGCUGGAGGUCAAAUGCAUCCUCCCUUUCGCGCGACUCCUCAUCUCUAUGCAACUGGACAUGUCGCACAUCUCCACAGCCUGCCGUAAACUGGACCAGAUGUUGCAACAGCUGUCAGAAGUUAAUCAUUCUGUCGUUCUCGAAGAGACAAAAGCAUGUGUGAUGACUCUGGUACAGAAAGAACAGAUAUUGUCUGCCAAAGAUCUCCAAACAGUAUGCAUGUUCUUGGAAGACAGCACCAUGGGGCGUGAGGUGUGCAGGCAGAUUUGCCCGUCUCUGCUUAGCAGAGUAGCUGAGGUUUUCGCCGUGACGCUGGAGCAAGAUGCGUCGAGAAACGGAGAGCGGUGUUACCUAGCGGUCAAGGUCUGUCUCCAGGUGUUCCAGCUGUUGCACAGGGAGGUGGCCCACCUGGUGUGGGAGAAGAACUCAGGUGACUCGGCUGUGCAGAGCAUUCUCAAGCACCUGAUGUCCAUCAUCCUGGGAGAGACCUCAAACCGCGACGCUCGCCUCCUUUCGGGCACGGCCGUGGCCAUGCUGAUCAACACGUCGCCGGAGGCCCGGGGGGACGGCGGCCUGGCUGCGCAGAGCCUGCUGCAGGUCACCAGCGCAGAUCCCUGGCUGUUGUGCGUGGGUGGACUCCGGGUCGAAUGCAGGCCCAGUGGGUCUGACGGUGUGGACAGGCUGGCAGUGACGCGGGGCCUGCUUACCUGCUGCCGCAAGGACGUCCUGACUGGCCCGCUGGACAACAACGGGACGUGUCUGAUCCUGGACGGGCUGUUUCCUGUGGUCUCUGCCUUGUGUGAGGAAAAGCUGGACUGCCACUACUAUGUCUUCCAAGUGUUUACCCUGUGGCUGAGGUGCCUGAAGGACUGUCUGGAGGAGGUGUGGGAGGUGCGCGGCGCCCCCUUGCUGCAGGAGGACCACGGCCUGCGGCGGCAACUCACUCGGGUCAUCUGGAACAAUGCGGAGAGCCCCCUGGAGGGCGUGUCGGAGUUUGUGUACGGUUCUUUCCGCCUGCUGCUGGAGGUCUACCAGCUGGACUGCCGGCGUUUCGGCGGCGCGGAGAGGCCCCUCUACCUCGCCUUACUGCGGCGCAUCUCCUCCCUGCCCUGGCAAGCUAAAGCCAAGUACCCCCCCCUCUCCGCGCUGCUCCCCUACGUGGGCACCAGCACGGUAUUGGAACACUUUCCAGAGCUUCCCCGUCAUCUCCUGAAGUGCUUUUCCACCAAUCACCUGUCCCCGUGCGCCUCGGACGUCUACAAGUCUGUCAUCCACCAGCAGAGGCGGGAGUUGUGCGGGGGCGUCGGCCAGGACGCCGCCCCGCCCUCGGAGGCGGAGCUUGCGGAGGAGUGGGCGCGGCGGUGGCGCCCCACGCUUCUGGAGGCCCUGACCUCGGACGUGACCCUCCUGCAGGGCGGCGCCACCGGCUGCCUCCUGCCCUGCACCCUGCGCACGUUCCCGGGGGCCUUCGGGGCCCUGCUGGCCCCCCUGGAGCCGGGGCGCCCGGGGCACCUCCGCGCCUGGACCAGCGUCAUGAGCGCCCGGCGGGCCGCCAGCGCCGCCCCGCCCCCGGACGACGCCCGCACCGCGGAGACCCUGCGCCUGGCGCUGGGCUCCCUGGACGACGGCGUGCGAUUGGCCGCCCUCAACCUCCUCUGCUGCAGCCCCAAAACCAGCCAGCCGCCGACGGGGGCGGAGCUCUCCGCCGUCCGGGGCUUCCUCCCCCUCAACCUGAACUGCGAGUCCGCCCCCUUCCGCCAGCACCUCCAGGUGGCGCUGAGGAAGCUCCUGGUACGCCUCCGCGACAGCUGCCUGGCACGCCUCAAGGCCAGGAGGGGGCGGGGCAGGGGCGGAGCCCGCCAGGGCACGGAGGAGGAGGAGGACGAUACGGAGCUGGAACAAGGAGUCGACUUUGUGGACUGGCUGGCCCAGCUGCCCUUCGCCUACCUGGCUCCAGGCCACAGUUACCAGAGGAAGAGGACGGUGCUCCUCCUCCUGUCCGCCGUUCUGGAGACCUGCACUGACACCUGGAGGCCCGACAAGAAGAAGGGCCAGCCGCCAGCGAACGUGUCCGAUUUGAUUGGCUUCGCGAGGCGGGGGGGGCGGUGGGACUUCUUCGCCCGGCAGAAGCUCCUGGUCCUUAUCGGCUGUCUGGAGGACUCCACCAACGAGGUUCGAGAGCUGGCCGCCGGGCUCCUCCUCCGCUUCUUUCCCCGGCCCCUCCCCCCAGACCUCGGCCCCGCCCUGCUGGAAAGGGCGGGGCAGCUCCUGCGCAGCCCGCGCGUCCAGGACGGGCAGACGGGGGCGCUGUUCUUCCGCGUCCUGCUCGAGAUGUGUGGGGACGCCGCUGUCUUCCCGGAGCGGGAUGGAGCUGCGCUCAGCGCGGAUACGCGUGGCGGGAUGGCGGACGCCGUGCUCCGGGUUCUCCUGCGGGAGUUAGAAGAGCACUAUCUGACCGCCAAGAGCGACCUGCUCCUGGCCGCCAAGACCAGGCCCAUACACGGGGUUCUGGCUGCCCUGCAGAAGUGUCUGCUGGACGGUUCUGACACCCUGGGCCCGGUGCAGAAGGCAGUGCUGCCCCUGUCUGUGGCGGACGCCAUUUUGGAUCUGCUGGAGCGGGUCAGUCGCCUCCUGCUGGGGGUGCUGUAUGGAGACCAGGCUGCGUGUGCCGAAGAGACGGAGGCCCCCCCGUCUUUCUGUGACAUGGGGAACGCCAUUCGCUCCGUGAUCGCCCAGGGUGGGGGCCAGGGCGUGGGGGAGGGGGAGGACGAGGACUGCGUGCUGCUGUCGGAGGAGCACAGCCUGGUCCUCACCUGCUGUUGGGUCUCCCUCAAGGAAAUAGGGAUUUUUUUAGGCAGUUUUGUGGACAACGCCAUGGCAACGCCUUGCUCCAUAGAGGCUCCCCUGACCGCAGAGUACCUGAAGAGGGCCUCGGCGGUGUUCAAGGACAUCCUCCUGAAGUGCCGUCACUGGGGAGCGGUGGAGGGAUGCUGUGUCGGCUUCACCAAGUUCUGCGCCGCGCUUCUGAGCAACGGGGAUCCUGAGCUGCAGGAGGUUCCUGCUCGCAUGCUGAAGCAGGGCCUGUCGGUGCUCCAGGCGCCACGCGGAACCUCCAUCACGCGGCGGGCGGCCGGGCUGCCCAUGCUCAUCCUCUGCGUGGCGGCGGCGGAGGACGCCAGCAAGUCCCGCCCCCUCCUGGCGCUCAGCGUGGCGACGCUGCUGGAGACCGCCGGCGCCCCCGUGCCGCAGAGCUGGGACCAGACCGUGGACCUGCCGCAGGUGUGUGCGGUCCACACGCUGCAGGCCCUGGUGCGCGGCUCUGGGCUGGGCGUGGCCGUGCUCCAGUACGCCUCCUCCAUGACCAUCCUCUCCCUCCAGCUCCUCAGCUCCCCCUGCUGGGCCAUGAGGAACGCGGCACUCCAGCUCUACAGCACCCUGUGCUCCCGAAUGUUGGGACAGCGACCGGGGGGGGACGAGGGUUCCUCUCAGCACGGGAUGUCCCCCCAGGCCUUCUUCGUGCACUACCCCGCCCUGCAGCCCUUCCUGCUGGGGGAGCUGAGGCAGGCGGCCGGCGACUCGGGGGCGCCCCCUGGUGGGGCGCGACUGCACCUGCACCCCUCCCUGUUCCCCGUCCUCACCCUCCUGGGCAAGCUUCAGCCGGGUGUCCACGACGAGGCCCGGUGUUUGUCGGCGUUCUUACCGCCUCUGCUGCGGCUGGCCGCCAGCUCGAUCCACAACGUGAGGACGAUGGCCGCCCGGGCGCUGGUCGUCAUGACGCCCCCCGCCGAGUACGCCGGCACGCUGCUGCGGCUGGCGAGGGGUCUGCCGGCCCCCCCGGACCCCCGCUGCCACAACCGCCUGCACGGGCAGCUGCUGCAGAUUCGAGCCGUGCUGGCACGGGCGCUGGACCCGGACAGCACACACCUGGACUCUGAACUUUCUGAAGUGGUGGAGUGCUUUGAGUCCAAGCUGUGGCUUGUGACAUCAUCUCAGCGGUGCCCCCUGAUUCGCUCGUCCUACCUGAGUGGGUGCGCCCUAUUGGCCAGGUUCUUUUCGGCCAGCUUCCUGGACCAACUGCAAGCCGUGCUUCUGUCAGAACUACAAAACCCAUCAUCCCUCAAGCUCCAGAUAGGCUCCGCCUCCUUCCUCCAGAACGCCGUUCACUUCCUGUGCGAGGAGGCGGCGAGGACGGGGGACUCGCGGUGGGCGGGCCAGGCGUGGCGGAACCUUCCGGCGCUGAGCGCCGACGCGCGGCUGUCGUUGGUCGGCUGGGCCGCGGAUGGGCGGAGUCUCGGAGACGGCGGUCUGCAGCGGGUGGUGGAGGAAGCGCUGCGGGAGAACCUGAAGGUGGCGCUGCAGGACAGCAGUGUUGAGUACAGGCGGCUCUACUUGGCGGCGUUGGUGGCGGUACUGUCGCCGAGCGACCCCGGCCUGCCCCGGGCGACCCCCCCGCCCUCGCCCCCGCAGGGGGACCUGGAGGAGUGCGCAGAGCUGCUGCUGGGGGCCCUGGAGGCAGAGGGGGGGGGCCCCGAACUCCUGUCCCAGUCUCUGCGCGCAGUCAGCCUGCUGCUGGCCCACUGCUCCUCGCCCGUAGAGCUGACUCAGCGCUGGUGUGGCCUGCUGGAGGUCUACCGGGCCCCAGAGGCCCCCGAGGUCCUGAGGCUGGCCUGCGCUCAGGCCCUGCGGCUGGCCGGGGCCCCCGUGGUCAGCGGGGCCCUGGGGGGCCACUCUCCACACGCAGCGUUGGCCCCCAGGUUGCUAGGCACCGCGCUGCACCUGCUGCAGGACGAGGACGCGCGGGUGAGGGCCGAGGCCGCCCGCUUCGCCUCCGCGGUCGGCCACGCCCGCCGCGCCCGCCCGGGGGGGGGGGAGCCCUGCUUCCAGAUGCAGGCGAACCUGGCCCUGCGGCGCGUCCUGGACCUGCUGCUGGAGGAGUUCUGGGAUAGCUGCCACACCCUGGAGGCCCUGCUGGGCCAGCUGCCACAGUGCGGCCUGAGUGCUCUGCUGGGGGACGUCCAGCUCACUGCGUGCGCCAGCCUGUACGAGCAGGACGAGCCCAACGUGUUCGCCGAGCCGGCCGUCAUGUCCGAGCGCCUGCUCCCCUACCUGCUGCGGCUGGCCGCGAAAGUCCCAGAAUCCCCCUGUCUCGCCGACCGCCUGCUGCGCUGGGCCCGGGAGAACGUGGCCGACGUGCAGGAGAACGUCGGCCUGUGCAAGCAGCUCUACCAAGGGGAGACCGCGGCCCCAGCCUGGCUGCCCCUGGCGGUGGAGCCGCGAUUCCACCGAGGGCUCUGCGGACUGUUCGCCCGGGCGGGCCUCCUGCUCGAACUGCUGGACGCCUGGGAGGAGCUGCGGUCUCUCUGCUGCCCCCUCUGGCUGCGAGCGGAACUGCAGCAGGCGUACCAGCUCCUCUACCUCAACGGCGUCCUGCUGCCGGAGUCCAUUCCCGCCAACAUCGGACUGCGGCGGCCCGUAUGAAAGCUGCUCAUCUGACGCCUCAGCUGCCAAACUUUAUAAAUAUGGUCUUCAUUGAAAUUAUGAAUUUUUAUGUAGAUAUAAAAUUUAUUGUUAAGAUAGUAUUCACAAUAUAUGGGCACGUGUAGUUGUUUAAGUCGCUCUGGAUAAGAGCGUUUGCUAAAUGCCAAAAAAUGUACUGUAAAUAUUGCCACUUUCAGUUACUGCACUAUAUUGCACUGCUGUAUAAAAAAAAUAUAGCACUAUAUAUUUUCAAAAAAGGCCACAUAUUUCAGUAUAUUGCAGUUUAUUGCAUUUUCAUAAGGGAAAAAUGAUCAGGGUGUGUCCAGAUCACCCAGGGAAACUUCCAGCCUUCUCUUCAUGUACUGUUUAUUCCAAGAAGGAUGAAUUAUACAAGUAUCUCUCAUAAUGAGCUGGGCAUGGUGAUUCUUUUCAGUGUUUAUCCUAAUGUAUUUUCACCAGGGUUGAUGUACAGGAAAUAAAAUCACUAUAAUUUUUGUGUCACGGCAAAUAAUGACAAAUAAUAUCAGUCGUUAUGCAACAGCAGUUCUGUGGCAACAAGAAUUUGCUCUGGGUUGUCACGAACGAUCGAUGUGUGUAACUGGCACCAAAAAACCAUGUAAUUGAUACUGCUCGUACAGAAUCGUUUUCUGAAACCGUAAAUGCAUCCAGUGAUGAGUGUGAAGCUCAAUGCAUCUUUGACUUUUUAAAAAGGCUAAAAGGGUGCUACGUUUUAAACACCGCAAUUAUCUCACGCCCCCCGAACAUUUGAAGGGUUUGAAUGGGCCUCUGACACAGUAUCCGCUAAGUGCUUUGUGAGCAGAGAGUUAUGUAACGUAUGUUUUAUUUCGGUGCAGCGGAUGCAAACGUAUUAGCAUCGUCGCCGACAGCUAGCGAGGCGCAGAAUUUUGAUUGGCCCGGCCGGAGCGAGAUUUCGGUUUAACUGUCGAACGUUCUCUUUUCCGAGGACACCAUGAGGAAAGACUGUUGUGAAAGAUUUGCACUGUCACUUGGUUGAGUAUUCAGUGUGAAGGUAUUAUGAAAUGUUUGAUAUUUGUUUGUCAAGGAAAAAUGAGAAAAGUAGGAUUAGUAGUAGUAGUAGGUUAGUCCCUGUCUGUUUUGUCAAACCAUAAAGCAACCUCUUCAUCUGCAUUUUUGCACACAUGUACCUGUUUUUAUAUGAAUGAGCAUCCAGUCAAUAAAAUAAGCAACUUUUGUAAAAAAAAAAAAAAAAAUGUUGUCCUAUUCAUGUAAGUACUGAACUUAGUUGUCUGCCUUAAUCUUGAUAAUAAGGAUAAGCAGUAUGUUUAUACGUUUAUUAAUUCACAAGUUAAUUAAAAUUUGCCUCCCUGGCUGACUCUCUGGCACAUACUGUAUGCAGAAAUAUUAUUAAUGUGAAUUAUCCCUGUCAAAUAAACUAAUAAACUGCAAUUUAAUU
Messenger RNA from Anguilla anguilla (European eel), 7254 nucleotides. Its product is annotated as thyroid adenoma-associated protein homolog. Gene Ontology annotation, cellular component: cytosol. The record is from RefSeq and is a predicted model, not a curated record. NCBI's taxonomy places the organism in Eukaryota, Metazoa, Chordata, Actinopteri, Anguilliformes, Anguillidae. Gene Ontology annotation, biological process: tRNA methylation.